UUGAAAUGUUUUGCCUUAUGUUUUGGUUUUGAUUGUCCCUUUCCAAAUCAAUCACCUAUCUUCAGUAUCUGCACGUAAACGUCGCGUGUUUAACUUCUAAUAGUAAUUCCUGGACGAGUGGGGGUCCUUUCCAAAGAAAGGUGAACGUGAUAAAUUGCAGAAAGCUUGUGUGGUCCUGGAUAGUCCAUAAGCAUGGAAUGUAAUCCGCUGCUAUUCAAAUCAAAGUUGCAAGAAGAUGAAGUUCAUUUGCAGCAGUUAUUGGAGUAUGAAGAACAAGUGUGCCAAUGCCAGACCCUGAGACUGCAGGUAGAAGAUCUCCAGAAGAGACUUGAGGAGAAGGACAACAAACUCACUGAGGCGAACAAGCAGAUCAGUGCACUGAUUGAUGAGGUGCAGACACUGCAGCAACAGCUGGAGCAGCACAGACGGAAGUACAGAGAUGACGACACAAUUGGACAGAGACGUCAGCAAGGUCGGCGUGCAAGAGGAAAUGACAUCACUGCAUUGGGUUGUGAGAUCCCACCAAACGUCUUCCUGUCCUGCACGUCUGGAGAUGACCCAACAGACACGCCGACAUCACCACAGGAACCGGAGGACGACUCAGCAGAUUUUCCAGCGUCUCCUGCUGCUGAGGAUGAUGAUGAUGACGAUGAUGAUGCACUGACAUCACCACAGCAACUGAAACUGCCUCUGCUGUCAGUGAAGCUACAAGACUGCCGUGAAAUGCUGGGGCCUAAUGGAGUUUUUAUUGUCCAACCGGUAGAGGACGACGAUCAGGACGACGACAGUGACUUUGACCCAACAGAUCCUAGCUUUGAGGAGCCUGAACCUGCAAGGGAUCAGACGAAGCUGAAGACAGGAGUCAUGAGAGUCAAGAAAGCGAAGGCCAAAAAGUAUCACAAACGUUACGUGUGCACAGAAUGCGGAAAGACAUUUUCAUUUCCAAGCCAACUGGCUCGUCACCAACAAGGCAAAACAAAAAAACCUAUUACUGAUACUGCUGCUGUUGCUGCAUGUGAAAUUGCAUCCACUGAAUCUACACACGAAAGUCAGUCAACCGACUCGCCCAACGCUGACACUGACGUCUGUGGGAAGAUCAAAGUUCAAGAAAGACUGCACACAAGUGAAAUGCCUUACACCUGCAAAGUUUGCGACAAAACUUUCAAGCUGUUAUGUGGACUCAUCCAACACAAGAAACAGCAUUCACAGGUGACCAGUGAAAAGCCCAUCAAAGAAAAAAAGGACAGAGUGCACAAGUGCUCCGUUUGCGCCAAGGAAUUCUCCCGUUCAUCACACUUAAAAAGACAUCUUAGAACAGUACAUUCAAUAGAUGAAGCCUUCUCUUGUGGCCAGUGCCCUAAGGAAUUCUCCAGUUCAUCGUGCUUAAAAAAACAUUUCAGAACAGUACAUUCAGGAGAGAAACUCUUCCUUUGUAGCCACUGCCCCAAGAGUUUCCCAAAACCUUCCAGUCUGAAAGCUCACGAAGCCCUCCAUUCGGAUGCGAGACCUUUUGAGUGUCCGGUGUGUGGAAAGGCAUUCAAAACAAAAUAUAUCCUUAAAAAUCACGAGACGACGCACACUGGACUGAGGCCAAUUGUCUGCACGUACUGCAACAGGACUUUCAGACUUAAAAAGCAGCUUCUUUAUCACGUAAGAAGACACACGGGAGAGAAGCCCCACAAGUGUUCGCUCUGCGACGCCUGUUUUGUCAGUUUGGCUGAUCUCAAAGAUCAUCUACGUCGACACACCGGCGAGAGGCCUUACCUCUGUGCCAUUUGUGGGAAGAGCUUCAGUUACGCUCACAUUCUGAGGACCCACCAGAUCGUUCACACUGGAGAGAAACGCUACCAGUGCACCGUCUGUGGAGAGAAAUUUGCCUACCUGCAGCCCUUGUAUGAUCAUGAGAAGAAGAUGCACAAUAUUGUUCCCUACCCGUGUCAAGUUUGUGGGAAGAGUUUUAAAUCAGAUCGAGGAUUAAAAGGGCAUGGCUGUUUUCAAGGUCAGAAUAGCACUCAAUUAAAUAACAACAAGGAGGUUCAAGCAGCAAAGUACUUUUCGGGGGUGGAAGCAGAAAGUAGCUCAAAACAUUGAGGAGGUUGAAGCUGCAAGGUACAUCCCAGACGUGGAGAUGUAUGAUGAAGACAUGAUACAGAAAGCCAAAUCAACCCGUCAUUAGCUUCAGAAAGAAUAAAAUUAAGGUUUUUGAGCAACCAUCUCACUCUCCUGAUCUCAACAUCAUUGAGCCACUCAGGGGAAACCUCAAAUGUGAGGUUCCAGCAAGACACCCAAAGACAUUAUAGGAAACAUUCAGGAAGAAUGUGCUGUUUUGUUAUCUGAGAACAUUAAGAGCUUUAUCCACAACUACCACAAACCAUUUAGAGCGGUCCCUGAUGUUAAACAGGGCCAUAUUCAGCAUCAGAAACUAGGGUAUGUUAACUUUUGAACAGGGUCAUUUGGGUAGUUUGGGUUGUGAUCAUGCUUUUGAAAGAGUAAACACAGAAGGUUGCUAAUAAAUAUCUUAAGCCAGUCACUAGCAAUGAGUGAAAAAAAAGGUUUUGUGUAAUCCUUCAUAUUUUGUGAGAAAUCGCCAAGAAAGCGUAUAUUCUGCUGGGGUAUGUAAACAUAUGAGCACCACUGUAUAUCGGUUCGGAAAUGGGAGGCACAGUACGAUACCGCUAGGCUAAAGGACCAGUCCCUCAGCCCAACUGCAUCGACACUGUAUGAGGCUAUCGUGAGGAAGGUUCCACGCCAACUCUCUGCUAAUUAGCCUCCGCUAAACUGCCAGACGUUUUUUUGUUGAAAUUACAACUGUACAAUUGUAACUACAAUGUUUGUUACAGACAAACAUGCAAAAACGAUUGUGAACGGAUUUUGAUUAAAUUUUGUUUAGCUGUUGGAAAUGACAAAAGGAACAAGUGAUUACAUUUUGGGGGUGAUCUGCAUCACAAUCUGGAUCCAGGAAUUAAAAAAAAUAUAUUCUUCACCAUUGCCGGAAGAUUUGAAAGAAUUGGGGUGUAACAUAGAACAUUUGACUAUCACCCAGCUUCCUUGGUGGAGGUCUGCACUUUUCUAGUUCUUUUAUAUCAUCGUUUUGCUAGGCCUAUAUUAUUUUCAUUGGUAUAUUAUUACAUUAUUAAUAUGAAUAUGAAUUAAUAUGAAUGUUAAAUUCUUUUUUUCACUUUUUCCUACUGAAGUUUUAAUUUGAUAUUUUACAGG
Messenger RNA from Engraulis encrasicolus (European anchovy), 3216 nucleotides. RefSeq names its product zinc finger protein ZFP2-like. The record is from RefSeq and is a predicted model, not a curated record. Gene Ontology annotation, molecular function: DNA-binding transcription factor activity, RNA polymerase II-specific; RNA polymerase II cis-regulatory region sequence-specific DNA binding. The coding region runs from base 193 to 2091 and encodes 632 amino acids. The transcript is spliced from 6 exons. NCBI's taxonomy places the organism in Eukaryota, Metazoa, Chordata, Actinopteri, Clupeiformes, Engraulidae. Gene Ontology annotation, biological process: regulation of DNA-templated transcription.